AUGCCUCGCCGGCCUCAGACCUCAGGCUACGCUCGAAUAGCCCAAGCAGAAGAGGAAGAGGAAGAAGACGAGAACGCCUACUCCGACGACCCCGAACAUGAUGAUUAUCUCAAGCUCUCCUCCCAAGGACCGGAAUAUGCUCCCAUACAACCUCCCCGUCGCGAGCGAAUGCAAUUGCCACCUGAUGGGGUUCCCGGCUCAUCAUCACCCCAUCGCAUACCACGACGACGGCGAACAAACAGCGGAGUCGACAUCAAAGCCAUAAAUGCCCGCCUAGAACGCUGGGCGGAGGAGAUCAAGGAGCGAUUCAAGAUCAAGCGCGUCAAGGGCAAGAGUUCCGAGGACGAACACCUGGAGAUCUACUCCUCCGUCUUCCAAGCCCCCGAAGGCAUCCGUCCGGCAACCAAAGCAAUGCUUGAGAACGACUCGAACGACGAAUACAUGCAAGGCCGACUUUCGAAACUCGAAUUCGACGAUAUGGUCGAGAGUGUCCGGACGGCGAUCGAGCUCAAUGUCCAUCCCUUGUUGAUUUCGCAGGGUAGUAGUGGAUCUUACUUUGCUCGGAACAGUGGAGGGAAGGUGCUUGGAGUCUUCAAACCGAAGGACGAGGAGCCGUAUGCGAACAAGAAUCCCAAAUGGACGAAGUGGAUACAUCGGAAUCUAUUCCCUUUCGCAUUUGGACGAGCGAUGUUGAUACCUAAUCUGAGUUAUGUCUCUGAAGCAGCGGCGUAUGUUCUCGAUUGCCAACUCCGGACAGGAUUAGUUCCGUACACGGAUGUGGUGGGUUUGAGCAGUAAAAGCUUUCAUUACGAUUAUUUUGAACGGAGGGGAUAUUAUAGGAAGGGUAAAGCGCUGCCGGAGAAGUUGGGCUCGUUUCAGGUGUUUUUGAAGGGGUAUAAGGGCGCGACGGAGUUCUUGCGAGAACAUCCUUGGCCGGAUCAGAGCGUGGAUGCGGCUGUGGAGGCGAGGAGGAGGAGGAGGAGGAAGAAGCGGAAGACGUGGGCGGAGAGCUGUAGGCCGGGAAGUGCAGAGGCUAUCGAUGUCGAAAGCGAGGAUGAGGUAUCUGGCCUUGCGGGGCGCGAGCAGAAUAAUACGCGACGAGGCGAGUUCUGGUCCGAGGAAUUACAGCAGAGUUUUCGGGAAGAGUUGGAAAAAUUGGUGAUAUUGGAUUAUAUCAUGCGGAAUACGGAUCGAGGGACGGAUAAUUGGAUGAUUAAAAUUGAUCGGGAAACCCAGCAAGCGCAGCUGGUCGUUGAGCCGCCGACGGAGGAUGCGGAUAAGGAUUCGGGGUAUAAGCGGCGGACGGAGAAUAUGACCACCUCUUCCACCAAAUCUUCAGCAAAUGCAGCGGUCCCGCAUAUAGGCGCCAUAGACAACUCCCUGUCCUGGCCGUGGAAACAUCCGGACGCUUGGCGUAGCUAUCCGUUCGGUUGGCUCUUCCUUCCAGUCUCGCUUAUCGGUCGGCCGUUCAGCGCCAAAACUCGAUCUCAUUUCCUACCUCUACUCUGCAGCAAAGACUGGUGGACCUCGACAGUUGUUCAACUGAGGCGUUGUUUCGAGAAAGACGCGGAUUUUCAGGAGAAAAUGUUCGCCCGGCAGAUUGCCGUGAUGAAGGGCCAGGCUUGGAAUGUUGUCGAGUGUCUCAAGGAAGAAGGGUUGGCUGGUCCGUUGGAGCUGUGCAGGAGGGGGCGGGUGAUGGUGUGGGAUGAUGUUGUUGAGGUUCCGGUGGAACGGCCGUUGGUGCGGGCUAGCGAGGAGAUGAGACGACGGAACGGUGCUACGGUGGACGCUAGGAGGACUGUUGCUGCUGAGAACACCACGAGUAUCAGGGAGGAGAUGGACGAGGAAAUGGACAUCUCCGCCGCACGCGACGAGGAGACAGGCACUGGUGAUCUACUCAAUCUCUCGCCACCAAAACAGGCGGAUGGAAAACCGAACCGUUUCAACUUAUCCCGUGAGAACAGCAGCCCUGACAUCCGACCACCGGACGCCCUUUCAAGCCCCCAAAAAGAGCUCUUCCCAGCCCCUCGCACCUCAACACCAAUAUCACGACCCGCGCACCUUCGUUCCGUCACCCACCAGCCCCCUUCCUCACCCCAUCGCAGCCGCAUGUCCCACGACAUCCCGCGUCUAGCGUGGCAAUCACCACAGGACUCACGGAAAAGCGGCGAGCAACGACGACGGCGGUUCUCGUUCGCUACUAGACGUGGGACGAACUAUGGUGGCGAGUAUGAUGAGGAUGAGGAGGAUGAUGAAGGGAAUGGGGAUCUAGGGUUCGCGGCUGUGGGUGGGAGGGAGGGGGUCAGGCGACGGGUGAUUGUGGAGAGGUUGGAGGUCGUGAAGAGUAAGGCGCCGUUCUUUAGUUGGUGUUAG
Recurvomyces mirabilis is the source of this 2373-nucleotide messenger RNA. It is a transcript of the gene lsb6, whose product is annotated as Phosphatidylinositol 4-kinase LSB6. Bases 1 to 2373 code for a protein of 790 amino acids. The transcript has a single exon. NCBI's taxonomy places the organism in Eukaryota, Fungi, Ascomycota, Dothideomycetes, Mycosphaerellales, Teratosphaeriaceae. The record is from RefSeq and is a predicted model, not a curated record. Gene Ontology annotation, cellular component: plasma membrane; fungal-type vacuole membrane; endosome. Gene Ontology annotation, molecular function: 1-phosphatidylinositol 4-kinase activity. Gene Ontology annotation, biological process: phosphatidylinositol phosphate biosynthetic process; Golgi organization; endosome organization.